CUCUGCCCUCUAGUUUGACUCCGUCCGUCAUUGUAAUGCGACCGAUAGAAGUCGCGCAGUGGUGACGUUUAUAAAUGGUCAUUAGCGAAGCGCGACUUUCUGGCGUGUACAGUGAGUUAUUGACGAAUAUGAAGCGAUUACGGACAGAGCAGGUUCAGCUGGCUGUAAAUUGCCAUCUAAAACGUCGCCAUUAUCUGGAUAUAGAUGGGUCUCUAAAGCAAGGACUACGGCUUUGUCAGACUGCUGAGGAGAUGGCAACUAAUCUUACCGUACAAGCAGAGUCUAGCUGUGCCAGUGUCGUGUCUUCAGCCCCUUGCCAGGCUGAACCACAGCAAUAUGAAUCCCAGUUUGCACGGUUGCAGAAUUUUCUUUCGGAAGAUGAUUCUACCCACAGCCAGGAUGUUGCAACCCUACUCUAUCCUCUGUUUGUCUACCUCCACCUGGAUAUGGUUCAGAGUAGUCUGAAAAGUAUGGUGGAUAGCUUCUAUAGCCGCUUUCAUGCGAUGUUCCUUCAGCACCCAGCGCAGAGAGACAUAAUUGAUCAGCUUCAGACAACUAUGACCAUGCAGGAUAUUCACUCUAACUUUAAACUUAGAGCAUUCCUGGAAAACAAGUAUGUAGUUAUCCUUCAAGAGGACAGCUACAACUACCUUCUACGCUACCUUCAAAGUGAUAACAACAGUGCUCUGCUAAAGGCCCUCAGUUUGCAUAUCCAGUUGGAUGUUCAGCCUGUCAAGCAAACAGAGUACCAGUUGUAUGCAAGUGAUGGGCAUUCCACAAGGAUGGAGAGUAGCAACCUUGAUCCUCAGGAAGUAACAGCUCCUAUUCUCCUCCAAAAUGAAACCGCUCUUCAACAGUUGCAGGAUUGUAUAAAGAGGGUGAAAGAUGGAUCUCCGUCACUCACAACUGUUUGUUUUUAUGCCUUUUUUAAUGAUGAAAACCUGUUAAAUACGGCUGAGAUUUCCCCUAAUAGAAAACUGCUUGCUUCUGGUUUUGACAACUCUUCUGUGAAAUUGUGGAGUUUAAGUUCAAAAAAACUGAAAACUGAAGCACAGAGAGUGAAUGUUUCUCGUAUACGACUAGCUUGUGAUGUCUUACAGCAAGAGGAAGAGGAGGUGGACCAAGCUGGUUCAGAAAUGAAAGUACUGCGAGGUCAUUGUGGGCCGGUUUAUAGUACACGUUUCCUAUCAAACAGCUCUGGCCUUUUGUCUUGCUCCGAGGAUGCUUCCAUUCGCUAUUGGGAUCUUAGUAGCUUUACCAACACUGUCCUUUUUGAAGGUCAUGCCUACCCAGUUUGGGAUCUAGAUGUUAGUACAUGUGGUCUAUUUUUUGCCAGCGGCUCUCAUGAUCGCACAGCCAGGCUGUGGUCUUUUGACCGAUCAUUUCCACUCAGAAUAUAUGCUGGACAUUUAGCAGAUGUGGGCUGCAUUAAAUUCCAUCCCAAUUCCAAUUACUUUGCCACAGGAUCUGCAGAUAAAACCAUUCGUUUGUGGAGCAGUCAUCAAGGAAACUCUGUAAGACUUUUCACUGGACACCGUGGACCUGUUCUUUCUCUUGCUUUUUCUCCUAAUGGAAGGUACUUGGCCUCAGCUGGGGAGGAUCAUCGUCUUAAAUUAUGGGAUUUAGCAUCAGGGGCACUUUAUAAGGAGCUAAAAGGUCACACCGAUAAUAUUAACAGCCUUUCAUUUAGCCCAGACAGCAGUUUAAUUGCCUCUGCAUCAAUGGAUAACUCUGUUCGUGUUUGGGAUAUUAGAAAUACGUACUGCAGUGCCCUAUCGGAUGGAUCUUCCAAUGAACUAGUUGGUGUAUACACAGGACAGACAAAUAAUGUUUUUAGUGCACAAUUUAUGUCAUGUAAUCUACUUAUGGUUAUUGGUACUGCACAGGUACAUUAAGAAUGUUUAUAGUUAAUAUGAAAAAUAAAUUGAAAGGGAGUAGUAGUAUCAAAUUAUUAUUUUUUUUCUGGUGGGGGGGGGGGGGUGUUCCGUGGGAGGUCUUGAUUUUUCUGUACCAUUUUCUGACGUGCUUUAUUUUUAUUUCUCUGACGUCCUAGUGGAUGCUGGGACUCCGUAAGGACCAUGGG
Messenger RNA from Pseudophryne corroboree (corroboree frog), 2083 nucleotides. RefSeq names its product TATA-box binding protein associated factor 5 like (gene TAF5L). The record is from RefSeq and is a predicted model, not a curated record. The transcript is spliced from 5 exons. The coding region runs from base 75 to 1895 and encodes 606 amino acids. Lineage: Eukaryota; Metazoa; Chordata; Amphibia; Anura; Myobatrachidae. Gene Ontology annotation, cellular component: nuclear protein-containing complex; histone acetyltransferase complex. Gene Ontology annotation, biological process: regulation of DNA-templated transcription. Gene Ontology annotation, molecular function: transcription coactivator activity; protein binding.